Molecule: messenger RNA, 2880 nt
Organism: Helianthus annuus (common sunflower)
Lineage: Eukaryota; Viridiplantae; Streptophyta; Magnoliopsida; Asterales; Asteraceae
Exons: 2
Coding region: 1-2880 (959 amino acids)
Source: RefSeq, a predicted model, not a curated record
AUGAAUGCUACGCAGAAAAGAGAAGUUAAGUUCAGAAAGAUGGAUUCUGUGGAGAGGGUUGAAGACGCGGAUGUGGUCAUUCCGAGAGAGGUCGUCCGUCAGGUCCAGGAGAGAUUUGACAAUGUUCUGUAUGGGUAUUUUUUAGGUAAUCGUCUCCCGUUUCCUGUCGUGGAGUACUAUGUGAAGAAUGUUUGGUCGAAGUUUGGCUACUCAAAACUUAUGAUGAACUCGGAUGGUUUCUUUUUCUUCAAGUUCGACACGAAGGAGGGUAUGGCCAAAGUGCUGGAAGGGGGUCCAUGGUUAAUCAGAAAGGUUCCUUUGUUUUUAAAUGUCUGGUCGCCAUCAGUUAGUUUGAAAAAGGAGGGUAUCAAAACUGUUCCGGUAUGGGUUAAAAUGUUCAAUGUUCCGAUUUCGGUAUAUACUGAUGAUGGUUUGAGUUUAUUAGCAUCCAAGAUAGGAAACCCGAAACGCCUCGAUGGCUACACGGCUGAUAUGUGUGCGGAUAGCUGGGGAAGGAGCAGUUUUGCUCGGGCUCUAAUUGAGAUAGAUGCGGAUAACGAAUUGAAAGAUCAUAUUGUCGUAGCCAUCCCGAAGUUGGAUGAUGAUGGGUAUGUUACGGAGCGGGUGAAAGUUGAAUAUGAAUGGCAGCCACACCGUUGUUCGGUUUGCUGCAUCUUCGGACAUAAUGACCAGACUUGUGUUAAGAACGUCCUUAAUAAAGAGAAACAAGUGGUUAUUGAUGAGGAGGGCUUCACGAUGGACAAGAGAAAGGUGGCUCGGGGGGGAAUGAUGCACAAGAAGCAAAAGCCAAAACAGAAAUUUGUUUAUCGUCCUAAAGUGAACAAGUAUGGGCCGAGUACGUCAGGCACGAAACCGGUUACGGAGAAGGUUGAUAACGAUGGUAAGGUACAUACUCAUAACCCUUUUGAUGCUUUACAUAUGGAUGAUGGGGACGUGGAUGUCGGUGACACGGAAAAAGUUGGUGAUGGGAAAUCGGGUAGAGUAGUUUAUAAUGGGAAAGACCCUCGAGUGGAUGAAGAGGUGGUGGAAAAGGUCCCUACUGAAAUGGCUGAAUUUAUGCGAAUGUCUGAAAAUAAGCUUUCUGUUUGUGCUCUUUUGGAAUCUCAUGUGGAUAUUGCUAAGCUUGCUAAGGUGUGUAAAAAUGUUUUCCGGUCUUGGAAUUGGACAUCGAAUGGAGGGUUAUGUGAUCGGGGUACGAGGAUUAUUUUGGGUUGGAAUGCUGAUGUGGUUGAUAUUAUGAUCUUGGCCCAAUCGGACCAAGUCAUCCAUGCUCAAGUCGUCUCUAAAGCUGAUAAUCAGUCUGUGUUUGUUUCGUUUGUGUAUGCUAAGAAUAAAUAUCAGGAGAGAAGAACGUUGUGGGAGGAUCUUUGUAAGCAUAAGGGGUUCUGUUAUAACAAGCCAUGGGUCGUAAUGGGCGAUUUUAAUUCCGCGUUACAUCUAGAGGAUUCAUUGAAUGGUCCCUCCACUCCAUCAAUUGGUAUGAGAGAAUUUAACGAAUGUGUUCAAGAUGCGGAGUUAAUGGAUAUUAAGGGUCACGGUUUACACUACACAUGGAACCAGAAACCAUCGAAUGGUGGUGGGAAUGGUGUUGGGCUGCUUAAAAAAAUCGACCGUGUGAUGGGUAAUAUGAAGUUCUUGGAAUUAUUUAAGGAUGCGUAUGUCUUAUAUCACCCGUUCCGGAUUUCUGACCAUACUCCAUGCAUUCUUAAGAUAUCUCCUCCACCCAAGGUUCGGCCGAAACCAUUUAAGUUUGCUAAUUUUAUUACCUCCAAGCCGGAAUUCAGGUUAUGCGUUGAAAAGGAAUGGGCUAAGCGGGUGGUUGGUUACAAUAUGUUUGCGGUUACUCAGAAGCUUCGGAAUCUGAAGCCGGAUUUGCGCAAAAUUUUAUUCAAUCAGGGGAAUUUGCAUGAUAAAGUGGCUGAUUUGAGGAAGCAGCUUGAUAAUAUUCAGAUGCGGAUUAAUGACAAUCCGCUUGAUGCCAAUCUUCGUAACAUGGAAGCUCAAUGCCUUCAAGAGUUUCAGAUUGCGGCAUAUGAUGAAGAAUGCUUUCUUAAGCAAAAAGCUAAGGUGGAGUGGCUUUGUGCGGGUGACUCGAACACUAAGUUUUUCCAUAAUAGUGUUAAAUGCAGGAACGCUAGAAAUAAGAUUCACACUAUUAAGGAUGUUCAUGGGACUCGGUAUGAGGGGGAAGGCAUUACGGAUGCUCUGGUCGCUCAUUACGCUAACUUCUUAGGAACCGAGGAUCGGGUUGCUCCUAUUGACUUGGAUGACAUUUUUGUUAAUAAGCUAAGUAGUGCAGGUGCAACUAAUAUGGUUCGGCAAGUUACUCGAGAGGAGGUAAAAAAUGCUAUGUUUAGUAUUGGUGUGAACAAAGCCCCUGGGCCGGAUGGGUAUACAUCGGCGUUCUUACUUAUCACUGACAGAAUUAAGGGGAGCCUCGAGAAUUUGGUUAGUAUUAAUCAGUCCGCCUUUGUUCCGGGUAGGAAAAUUUCCGACAAUAUUUUAUUAACCCAGGAGCUCAUGCAUAACUAUCACCUGAAUAAGGGGCCGGCUAGAUGUGCGUUCAAGAUUGAUAUUCAAAAGGCGUAUGAUACGGUUAGUUGGAGUUUUUUAGAAAAGGUGCUUAAGGCGUUCGGUUUCCAUGAUAAAAUGGUUGCAUGGGUUAUGGCGUGCGUUUCUACGACGUCGUUUUCUCUAAGCAUUAAUGGGAACUUGCAUGGUUAUUUUAGAGGGAAGAGGGGGUUACGACAGGGUGAUCCUAUGUCACCCUACCUUUUCACGUUGGUUAUGGAAAUCUUAUCGUUACUUCUUCAGCAUGAAGCCGCGUUUGGUAUAAUUGGUGUCACAUUAGUCCUCUAA